AUGACGGACUACGAGACACGUCGGUUGGAGAACAUCAAGCGCAACCAGGCCUUGAUCAACGAGCUCGGGAUUCAGAAGGUCAAGCAAGAAGCCUCGACCAAACGACCCCCACCCAAGAAGCGUAAGCUCUCACCUUCGGCCUCACGACCCACACGCGUUUCGGCGCGUAUAGCUUCGACCGACCGCCCAAUCUACAAUGACGAGCCUUCAAUCACCAGCAGCACAUCAAAGUCAGCACGAAGAGGGGGAGUGAAGAAAGUACAGAGCGUCACGGCAGAUGCAGUCGAGACCAAAGCCCAAUCGCCUCCACCAGACCUUGAAGAUAUACGAAAAGGAUGGACAUCUUGGGAGUCAGUCGCGUCCCCACCUACACGAGAUGAAGAUGGGACCUUCCACUUCGAGGGCCACCCAACUUUCCUACCCAACAAAUCACCGGCCGAGAUGCUAGCCGAAGGUGCAUUUGGAGGCUCCUACUAUCGCCCGCUAUACUCCAAGAGCCUGCGCACUACGAUAGAGGACGACUGGAAGGAGCUGCCCGAAGAAUGGCUCAAGGAUUUGCAUGUUGAGAGAUAUCUCACUAGCCCAGAGUAUGACCCAGAGAUCAACAAAUUUAGGGUAAAGUGCGGACAAUCGAUUGAGGAAUGGGAGGCAGCUGGAUGGAUCUUUCACGCCUACGAUGUACGAGGCUGGUUUCAGUGGUACACACGGUUCUGGCAGGGACGUCGUUGCGACGAUGACGAUAGGCAGAUUGGUAGAUGGGAACGCUGUGUUGGCGAAAGAGGGCGUUGGCGCCGGAUGCUCUUGAAGAAGUAUCUCCAGGCUGGGGUUAAGACAGUUGCGGACGAAGGGGUUGAUGAGGAAGAGGUGUCGCCGGUCAUGCAUCAAACCUGCCACCAGUGGGCAUGGGAGGUUCGUCAACCUUCUUUAGACGAAGCAUGGGCUGGUCGCUUGUAG
This is a messenger RNA of Aureobasidium namibiae CBS 147.97, 954 nucleotides long. RefSeq lists its product as uncharacterized. The transcript has a single exon. The record is from RefSeq and is a predicted model, not a curated record. NCBI's taxonomy places the organism in Eukaryota, Fungi, Ascomycota, Dothideomycetes, Dothideales, Saccotheciaceae. The coding region runs from base 1 to 954 and encodes 317 amino acids.